AUGGGCCCCGCCCUUGUACUGGCCCCGCCCCCGUGGGGAGUCAUCCCGCCCCCUGCGGCUCUGGCCCCGCCCCCCAGGAGCCGCAUUGGCCUGUCCCAGACUCUGCAGGGCGGUCAGGCCGCCCUGACCACGGCCCUGCGCCGCAUCCCGACCCACCCACUGUGGCUCUGGCCCCGCCCCCGAGGCGCCCUAUUGGCCCCGUCGAGCACUCCGCCCCCCAUCUCGCAAUGGCAGAGCAGCGGACGCGCGCGGGGAGACAAGAGUAGGCGGCGGCGAGCGGGGCGUGGGGCCAUACGCGGCCGCCUGUGGCUCGGCCUGGCGUGGCUACUGCUGGCACGGGCGCCCGGCGCCGCGGGGACCCGGAACAGUCCGCGGAGACCGCGCAGCUACACGCAUCUGGAGGGCGACGUGCGCUGGCGCCUCUUCUCCUCCACCCACUUCUUCCUGUGUGUGGACCCCAGCGGCCGCGUGCAGGGCACCCGCUGGCGCGACAGCCCUGAUAGCGUCUUCUUCGAGUUGCGCUCUAUCCGCGUGGGCGUCGUGGCGCUGAAGGCCGUGAACACCGGCUUUUACGUGGCCAUGAACCGCCGCGGCCGCCUCUCCCGGUCGGUGAGUGCAAGUGCGCGGGGUGGGCUGGGGUACGUGGGGCGCGCCCGGCGGGGGCGUGUCCAGGGGCGUGCCCAGGGCCGCUUACAGCCCGCCCCGCAGCGGGUCUGCGCUAGGUUCCGGGAGCGCAUCGAGGAGAACGGCUACAACACCUACGCGUCCGUGCGCUGGCGCCACCGCGGCCGGCCCAUGUUGCUGGCGUUGGACGCGGGGGGGGCGGCGCGAGGGGGGCGGGGGGGCGGCGCGGGGGCCCCGAGGCGCGGGGUCCGCACGCAGCGACACCACCCGUCCACGCACUUCCUGCCCGUCCUGGUCUCCUGAGGCCCAGGAUCCAUGAGUGACGGCUGGACCGAGAUUCCAGGAGGCGCGCGAGCCGGGCGGGCGGCUGAAGACCGAGGCUGGGGAAGGCCCGGUCCCGGCGAGCCCGUGUCUGGUUACUCACUGAUUUCACAUGCGUUGAGCGCCUGCUGUGCUGGGCACUGGGGACACCGCCGGACCCCA
Eubalaena glacialis (North Atlantic right whale) is the source of this 1107-nucleotide messenger RNA. It is a transcript of the gene FGF22, whose product is annotated as fibroblast growth factor 22. Gene Ontology annotation, cellular component: cytoplasm. The record is from RefSeq and is a predicted model, not a curated record. Gene Ontology annotation, molecular function: growth factor activity; fibroblast growth factor receptor binding. Gene Ontology annotation, biological process: positive regulation of protein phosphorylation; fibroblast growth factor receptor signaling pathway; regulation of cell migration. NCBI's taxonomy places the organism in Eukaryota, Metazoa, Chordata, Mammalia, Artiodactyla, Balaenidae.